Molecule: messenger RNA, 1609 nt
Organism: Topomyia yanbarensis
Lineage: Eukaryota; Metazoa; Arthropoda; Insecta; Diptera; Culicidae
Product: facilitated trehalose transporter Tret1-like
Exons: 3
Coding region: 12-1445 (477 amino acids)
Biological process (GO): transmembrane transport
Cellular component (GO): membrane
Molecular function (GO): transmembrane transporter activity
Source: RefSeq, a predicted model, not a curated record
UCGUAGUGGUCAUGGAAUUUAAGAAAUGUGAUCUAUCCAGAUACCGCAAUGAGUAUCUUGCAGCAGUCACCGCAACUCUUUCGUUAGUGGCAACCGUAGCAGCCGCUGGUUGGUCAUCUCCAGCCAUCCCAGCCCUUCAACGGGAGGAUUCACCAAUUCCAAUAACAGCCGACCAAGGAUCAUGGAUUGUAUCGAUCCUUUCGAUUGGAUCGUUGUUCGGUCCCAUAAUUACAAGUCUGUGUGUCGAUCGCUACGGACGUAAACUCACUCUUCUACUGUCAGUAAUUCCACUUACCAUCGGAUGGGUUAUGAUUACGUUUGCAGAACACGUUUCAACCAUCUACGCUGCUCGUUUCCUGCACGGCAUUUCACACGGAACCGUUUACUCAGUUGCUCCCAUUUAUCUAGGAGAAAUAUCAUCCUCCGCUAUUCGUGGUUCAACAGGAAUACUCGUGACGGUGAUGGCAAAGCUCGCUUUUCUGCUGGAAUACAGUAUUGGACCCUACGUCGACUUCAAAACCUUAGCGCGCAUGUCUCUAACCUUUCCAAUUGUAUUUCUCGUACUCUUUUCAUGGAUGCCGGAAUCUCCCUACUAUCUACUUGCUGGGGACAAACAUGAAGCCGCUCUCGCUAGCCUAUGUUGGCUACGACGAUGUGACGGUCAGUCGGAAGAAUUGUAUCAAGAGUUCAAUCAGAUGAAAACUCUCAUCGAAAAAGGACGCCACAAUCAAACAACAAUAAAAGAAUUAUUCAAAAAGAUGGGUGGUAUUCUACUUCAAAAAUCAAAUCGGAAAAGUUUGAUAAUCAUCCUAGUACUAUCAUGCGGUAUGCAGCUGACUGGUAUUAACGCCAUUUUAGGCUACUCGCAAACCAUUUUCUCAAAGCUAGAAAUGGGUCUACAAGCUGCCGAGUUAUCCAUCGUUUUGGCCGCUGUUCAGCUGCUAGCCGUGGUUAUACCAACAUUCGCCGUUGACAGAGCCGGCCGACGACCGCUAUUACUAAUAUCCUGCGGUGGAUCUUUGCUUGGGUUGCUGAUAUGCAGCAUUUAUUUCACUCUCGACGCCUUCGGAUAUUCUGUGCAAGCAUUCAGUUGGGUACCAUUCCUUGGCACACUGGGCUUCAUCGUAGCGUUUGCACUAGGACUUGCAACGGUGCCUUUCGCCAUAUUGGGUGAAGUCUUUCCGAAGCACAUCAAAGCCAAUGCGAAUGCGGCAUUUGCUAUCAUAACUUCAGUGGUGGUAUUUACUGUAGUAAAACUGUUUCAAGUUAUAUCGGAUGGGGUUGGGACAUUUGUUUCGUUCUGGAUCUUCAGUGUUUGUACGGCUGGCAGUGGAGCGCUGAUAUACUGGAUCAUACCGGAGACGAAGGGACAAUCACUGGAAGCGAUACAGAAAACCAUGCUUGACAUAGGAGGAUCCAAAAGAAGACCAUUGCUGUGCUUAUGAACUCUUUUAUUUGUUUUAUAUUUCUAGUUAGUAUACUGCCUACUAUAGCAUUGAAUCAGAAGCAGCGAGAUUAAAGCAUGUUCUGUCAGUGACUAAAUCAGAGUGAAAUAGAAUACAGUUACGCACACAUCUAUGGCUACCCGAAACAAAUUAAGGAAGUUGGG